AUGGCCGCAACAAGUGCAAUGUGCAUCGUUUAAUAUAAAUCCUCUAAUCCUCUCACCGCGUAAUUUUGAAGUGUAUAACUAUUAGUGCUAUUCUUCUGUCCCCAUUGCUUUCUUUGAUCUUUGUUUUCGGUUUCUUCGAUAUUAUUUUUGUUCAAAAAACCAUGUCCACUGGUCGCCGUUUAGCCAAACGCUCAAUUAUCGGUACAAAAGUUUGUGCACCUGGACCUGAUGGUCUUUGGUAUUCUGGCGUUAUACAGGACGUAAAAACGCCUCCUACUGCCACUGUCACGUCGUCGUCGCUAUUGGCCGAUAGUGACAACGCUGUAUCUAAUAACAGUGGUACGAAUUUAACUGCUGAUACCAAGUAUAUAGUACGCUUCGAUUUUAAGACACAAACAAUGCAAAACUCUUUGGACUCAUCACCAUUAUCGUCGUCCAAGACGCUAAUAAUAAUGGAGGCACGUCGCACAAUUAGCGCUCACUUAAGUCCAGCGCAAGCUUUGCGUCGUAACGCCAUGAUAAAGGAGUUUCGCGAGUCGGACUUAAUAGGUCCUGGAUUUCGGUCUAUUAUGGGCGUUCAUUUGCAACCAGGUCAACGAGUGUUUCUGACCCAUAAUGGGCGUGAAACUUCAGGCGAUGUCAUCACCCACGAUUUGGAAAAGGAUGAAAUCGGUGUAAAAAUCACCACAAUCGGAAAUGAGCCUUAAAAGGAUUUACUUCUCAAAAAUGCAAAUAAAAAUUGAUUUUCUUUGGUUUGUAAAAUGUAUCUAUACGUACUAUAUAAAGCAUAAAAAGAUCCAUCA
This is a messenger RNA of Rhagoletis pomonella (apple maggot), 803 nucleotides long. RefSeq lists its product as uncharacterized. The record is from RefSeq and is a predicted model, not a curated record. Gene Ontology annotation, biological process: regulation of transcription by RNA polymerase II. Gene Ontology annotation, cellular component: nucleus. Lineage: Eukaryota; Metazoa; Arthropoda; Insecta; Diptera; Tephritidae. The transcript is spliced from 2 exons. Bases 162 to 707 code for a protein of 181 amino acids. Gene Ontology annotation, molecular function: DNA-binding transcription factor activity; RNA polymerase II cis-regulatory region sequence-specific DNA binding.